This is a messenger RNA of Paraphaeosphaeria sporulosa, 465 nucleotides long. RefSeq lists its product as uncharacterized. The transcript has a single exon. The record is from RefSeq and is a predicted model, not a curated record. Lineage: Eukaryota; Fungi; Ascomycota; Dothideomycetes; Pleosporales; Didymosphaeriaceae. Bases 1 to 465 code for a protein of 154 amino acids.
AUGCCACUCACCCUGGUCCACACCUACGCGGCGGACGCACGCCAGACCCGUUACCUCUUGCGAGACACUGACGAUGGCAGCAUCAGCUGGGGAUACUCGUAUGACCCAGUGUCCGAGAUCAAGAGCACUUCUCCCCAAGACCUCGGCACGCGCGGAAAUCUCGACCCGGACGCAUUCUGCACCAAACUCACCACAAGUAUGACACCAUAUCGCGCUCCUCUUGACAGCCCACUCAUCAUCAAACACCACAACUUCAUUCGGUAUGACCGCUUCGAAGACCCGACCAUGCAAACGCACAUCAAGGCCACGCAAGAGCGUGAGAUCUGGGCCGCAGAGAAGUAUAGAAGUGCACCACACCCCAACAUCUGCGAGUACAAGGGCGUCAUCACAGACGUGAAGGAGCGCGUGAUUGCCACAGUCUAUCGCCGCUACGACACCGACCUGUUCAACUUGAUAGAGGACUAA